This is a messenger RNA of Lindgomyces ingoldianus, 591 nucleotides long. RefSeq lists its product as uncharacterized. Gene Ontology annotation, cellular component: nucleolus; preribosome, large subunit precursor. Bases 1 to 591 code for a protein of 196 amino acids. Gene Ontology annotation, biological process: ribosomal large subunit export from nucleus. Lineage: Eukaryota; Fungi; Ascomycota; Dothideomycetes; Pleosporales; Lindgomycetaceae. The transcript is spliced from 2 exons. The record is from RefSeq and is a predicted model, not a curated record.
AUGGCGAAAACCGCAAAACUAAAGAAGCGCCAAUCAACCCUCCACUCCCGCGCCUCCCGCCGCGCCCUUUCACCCCCCACUGCCAUUACUCUCUCGAAAUCCCUCUCAACUACAACCACGACCAGCUCCCGUCCCUCCACAACACCAAAUCCACACGUCCUAGCCGCACACUCCGCCGGCAUUACUAAGAAACCUAAAUUCAAGCAGCUAAAGCGGCAACAGCGAAUACGCCACCAAAAAGGCCUGGAGCGCGCGGCUGAUGUGUUGGAUAAGAGGGAGCUGAAGGUGCAGAAGUCUGUGGGAAAGGAGAGGAAGGUUCGGGACAGGAAGAAGGGGUGGGAGGAUGUUAAUGAGAGUAGGUUGAAGGUCAAGAGUAGAAUGGGUUUUGAGGCGUUGGAAGAGGAUGGUGGUUCAAGAAGGGAGAGAGAAUGGGUCAGUGAUGAGGAGAUGCCUGAGGUCGAGGUUGCGGCUGAGAGUGAAGGAGAUGAAGUACUGGGGCUUGGGAUUUCUGGGGAGGUUAAGGAGGUUGUGGUGCCUGAGAGUGUGCCGCUGCCUGUUGCUUCGGCAUUUGAAGAGGAUGAGCUGCUUUGA